Molecule: messenger RNA, 585 nt
Organism: Closterium sp. Naga37s-1
Lineage: Eukaryota; Viridiplantae; Streptophyta; Zygnematophyceae; Desmidiales; Closteriaceae
Source: the annotation of a GenBank genome assembly
AUGGAGGCUUUCGGCGGGCCAUCGUUGUUUCGUGUCGCGGACGCUACCGGCGACGCUGUUACCACCAUCGCCAACAUCGCCUCCGUCUCCCGCGCCUUCGCCCGUGCCGCCCGCUCGGAUCUCUGGCCGCGCUACUGCCUCGCGCGCGCCGCCCUUGCGGAAGACGGCGAGGCGGCGGCGGUGGCGGCGGUGGCGGCGCGCCUGGUGCGCGAUGCGGCCAGCGCCGAUGCGCCGCCAAACGCGGCGAGCAGCCUGGCGCGCUGCAUGAGUGCGCGGGCAUGGUAUCUGCCUGCUCCAACGCGCUGCGAGAGUGUGGGUGAAGUGGAAGGGGGGAAAAAGAGGAAAGAAAGGGAGGACGAUGGGGGGAAAGGGGCGCAGGAGGGCGCAGCUUUGUUGCUGGCGACAGGGGGCUGUGGGCGGGAGCACGGGGGUGAGGGUGAGCUUUUUGAGACGUCUCUGAACCAGGAGGGUGCGGCGGUGUUGAUGGCAGCAGGGGGCUGUGGGGAAGAGCAUGAGGAUGAGGAUGAUGGUCAGCUUUGUCAUGUGGUGCGGGGAGCGAUUGCUGGGUUCAGGCACUCACGGUAA